CCCUUUUAGCCCCUCCUCUCACGCAGCGUGGAGGGGCGGGGCAUAGCCGCCGCCGCCGGGGCCUGGGACCCGGAUGGCCGUUUAGUCGGUGCUUAGACGCCGAAGCUGCCACAUCGGGGCUUGGACAAAUUACAAAACAGGCGGAGGGGGGGGAUAAAGUAAUCCGCCUCCAUCCUCCGUCUAGGACGCCCUUCCGCCCUCGGGAAGCUCGUAUCCGGAGAGAGCGGACCGAGCCCGAUCCGACGAGAGGCACAUUUCGCGGGGAGCCAGGAGGAACCAUCGUACUCAAUGACCUUACAGCGCAAUGUCAGAUCGUUUGGGGCAAACAGCAAAGGGGAAGGAUGGAAAAAAGUAUUCGUCGCUCAACCUGUUUGAUACGUACAAGGGCAAGUCCUUAGAGAUCCAAAAACCUACAGUCACUCCCCGCCAUGGCUUGCAGAGUCUCGGUAAGGUUGCCAUUGCCCGGCGCAUGCCACCCCCUGCGAACCUGCCAAGCUUAAAAGCGGAGAACAAAGGCAAUGACCCCAACGUCUCACUAGUGCCGAAAGACGGGACAGGAUGGGCAAGCAAGCAGGAACAGCCAGACCCAAAGAGUACCGAUGCCUUGACAGCUCAGCCGCCGGAAUCGCAGUCGCCGCCGGCUUCACAGACGUCUGCCUCCAACCAACAGAAGCGACCCCCAACAGCCCCCGAGAAUCCCCCUACAGUAGCAAGCGGGGUAAAGUCCUGGGCACAGGCCAGCGUUACCCAUGGAGCGCAAGGAGAUGGUGGAAAGGGAUCAAGCCUACUGUCGCGAUUCUCUCGCGAGGAAUUUCCGACCCUGCAGGCGGCUGGCGACCAGGACAAAGCUGGCAAAGAAAAGGACACUGCCGAUGCGUUGUAUGGGCCCGGACCAAACCUCCGCCCCCAGAACGCAACCAGCUGGCGGGAUGGAGGUGGGCGGGGCACCGACGGGGAGCUGGUGCCUGAGGAUGGACGGGCUGGGGUCGCCAUGCAGCCUAACAUUCCACCUCAGUACCCUCCCUACCGGGGGAUGAUGUCGCCAUUUAUGUAUCCCCCAUACCUCCCGUUCCCGCCUCCAUAUGGGCCACAGGGACCUUACCGCUACCCCGCAGUGGAGGCGCAGAGGUUCCAAAGGCUCCCAGGACCUCGCCCCUCGCAACCUCCAGUGCGCAUGUCAGAACCUGUGAGCCGGCCGCCCGUCCUUAAGCAGGAUGACCUGAAAGAAUUUGAUGAGUUGGACCAGGAGAACGACGAAGGCUGGGCCGGGGCCCAUGAAGAAGUAGACUACACUGAGAAGCUGAAGUUCAGUGAUGAAGAAGAUGGGAAAGAUUCUGAUGAGGAAGCCACUGAGAACCGAAAUGAGGAGGUGUCUGGUCCCGAAAACCAGUCAUCAGGCACAGACGCUAAGAAGGCUGGGACACUGAGAGAGGAUCAGCCUGUGGUGAAAACAGCCUGGGCUGAAAAUUCACGCCCUCCAGAGGGCGCUAAAGACCCACCAGCAUCUGCCCCUGCCAUGCGUCCGCCACCGCCGCCGCCACCACCACCUCCCAACCGGGGCAAUUGGGGGCAGCCGAAUGAUUUCCCGGACCGCUCUCUGCGGCCACUUCCUCCAGAAGAUGAGGACGAAGCUUGGCGCCAGCGUCGAAAGCAGUCGUCUUCAGAGAUCUCUGCCGCAGUGGAGCGUGCUCGGCGUCGGCGGGAGGAGGAAGAGCGGCGCAUGCAAGAGGAGCGGCGGGCUGCUUGCGCUGAGAAACUCAAGCGCCUGGACGAGAAGUUUGGUGCUCCUGACAAGCGACUGAAGCCAGAGCCUCCCAAGGAGCCCCCAGCUGCGCCUCCUCCCCCACCCACUCCCACGCCCUCCAAUCCGCCUUCGGCGCCUGCCCCCUCGGAGGAGAAAAAAGAGAAAGAGGAGCCUGUUUUGCCUAGUAAACCUCGCAGCAGUGGCAGCAACACUGGGAGCAGCUUGGACUCUACCAAUAAUGUGGAGCCCCCCGUGGCUUCCCCAGUCAAAGAAGUCCCAGAGGUAAGGGAAGAGCCACCACCCUUGGCCGGGCCUGUUGUUCCGGCUGCUCCAGUCCCGGCCAAAGUGGAGCCCAAGGCGGAGACGGUUCUCCAGGCACGCCAGCCACCUCCAACACAGACGCUUGGCUACUCAAAGUACCAGAAGUCAUUGCCGCCUCGCUUCCAGCGACAGCAGCAGGAGCAGUUGCUAAAGCAGCAACAGCAAUGGCAGCAGCAGCAGCAGCACAACCAUGUCCAGCCGCAGCCCUCCUUGGCUUCCUCUGCCCAGCAGCAGACCACGGGCACUCCUUUGGCCGCGCUGGGUCCCUCCGGCAACGUUCACCCUCAGCCAGGCCAGCAACAGACGCCGGCUCCGCCCCCAGCGCAGCAGGCACCGCCAAAAGGCAUGUACCCAGGCUCCAUUGGAAGGCCUCCCCCGAUGCCUCAGAUGAACUUUGACCCUCGCUGGAUGAUGAUCCCACCAUACAUGGACCCCCGCAUGAUGCAAGGGCGGCCCCCCAUGGAUUUCUACCCCCCUGGUGUGCAUCCCUCUGGUCUUCUCCCCCGUGAGCGAUCAGACAGCGGGGGCUCCAGCUCAGAGCAGUUUGAACGCCAUCCUCCCAUUCUCCGAGAACGUGGCACCCCACCGGUGGAUCCCAAGUUGGCCUGGGCUGGAGAUGUCUUCAGCAACGUUCCUCCUAAUGCAGACUCCCGGCCUCCAACAGCAUCGCUUCGGCAGCAGCAGCAGGAAGAAGAAGAGAAGGGGUUGAGGAGCGAGACACCCCCAGUUCGCCUACGUGACGCUGUCACUCCCCAGCCUUACAUGGGGAAUUACCAGGGUUUCUCAGAAAAUGGCACUCCUGCUCCACUACAUCGCUUCCCAGUGGACGAACCAUCACGUCCAGGAGGGCCCUGGCAGGCCGGCGUGGGCCUGACCCCCCCAGCAGAAGUGACCAGAAAUGGUCGGUCUGAACCCCCCAUCGCCCCGUCCCGCAAAGGUGAGGGGGAGUUACAGCUGCAGUAUUGUGAUCCCCAAGAAGAGAUCAAAGUGGAAGCUCCAGUCAUUCGAUCGGUCGUAGCCAAGAAGCCUCCCUCCGAGCCACCGAAAGAGGAGGUCCAGGUCAAAGAGGAGGUUCGGCGGGUGGAGAAGCCGCCACGGCAGCAGCAUGAGUUCCACAAGCAGCCCCGUCGCGAAUCCAAGACCGAGACACGCUGGGGUCCCCGUCCUGGCAGUAGUCGGAGAGCUGAAGAGACCUCUGGAGACAAGGCCCCACGGCGAGCUGGCCCUAUCAAAAAGCCUCCACCCCCAAAAGAGACAAAAGAGGAAAAUGAGGAGGUGCGUCCCGUGGGAAAGGCCAAGGAGGAACCUGUGAACAGUACUAAGCCAGAAUUGGCAAAGGACUCUCCCAAGCCAGGCAAGGAGAAUAAGGCCAAGCCGGUAUUAAAUGGUGGAACCGUCGUAUCCCCCAGAGAGCAGCAACAGGGCCCUCUGUCACCAAGCCGCCGGCGUCGGGACGGCCCCUAUGAGCGUGGCGGCUAUGCAGGCCGCGGCCGUGCCAGGGGCCGGGGAGAGUAUUUUGCCCGAGGACGGGGUUUUCGGGGCGCUUAUAGUGGCCGCGGACGUGGGGGCCGAGGAAGAAGCCGGGAGUUCCGCAGCUACCGUGAACCUUUCUACCGUCUGGAUGAUGGCGCUGUGAAGACGGCAGGGCCGGGCUCCGGCUUCCGUCCACGCAACACCAGCGAGACCCGCAGCGAAGGUUCCGAAUAUGAAGAGAUUCCUAAACGGCGGCGCCAGCGAGGGUCGGAGACAGGAAGCGAGACUCACGAGAGCGCCAGCGAUGUGGCCCAUUCAGACAAGGAGGUGACCAAAGAACCCACCCCGAGUCAGCGCAACCGGGGGCCCCCUGUGACAAACGUGUCGGCCCCUCCUCCUCCUCCUCCUCAGCAGUCUGGUUCACCUCGGUUUGCUGAAAAGAUGCCCCCACGCCUCUCGGAUUCUGGCGGUCGUGGUGGCCGGGUCUUCACUCCUCGAGGGGUACCUUCGCGCAGGGGCCGAGGAGGGGGCCGUGCACCCCCAGGUGGAUGGAGCCCCCCAUCUAAGCCCCACCCUAGCAAGAAACCCGAGAAGCCACAAGAGGCGGCUGUGGAGUCCUCAGGGAAGGAGAAGGCCUCAUCAGGAACUCCAGUAAACACCCCGGAAGAAUCUGCUGGUUUCCAAGCUCCCCCAAAACAGCAGCCGCUUGUCUCCAGCUCAGACCGUGGUUUUGACCGGCCACCCCGCCGGCGACGCCAUGGGCGUUCUCAGCAGCAGGACAAGCCUCCCCGAUUUCGGCGUCUGAAGCAGGAGCGUGAGAACGCAGCCCGACUCAACGGAGAGCAGAGGGUGGGACAGCCCUUCUCCUCAGCUCCAUCUGCCCCCCUCCCUGAAGAAUCCAGUGCCCGGCGGGUAGCUGGCACAAAGUCUCCCGACUUAUCCAAUCAGAACUCAGAUCAGGCGAACGAGGAGUGGGAGACGGCUUCAGAGAGCAGUGAUUUCACUGACCGCCGUGGCGGUGGCGAGAAGGAGCCAGCCCCAGGUGGACCUCCCCCCACGGCCUUUCUGAAAGGAGGCUGUUCCGGCCCACCUUCAGUGGGUGGACGGCCCUCCAGCAAUGAAUUGAGUUUAGCCCAGCGGAAGGAGAUGUCCAAGCGCAGCUUCUCCAGUCAGCGGCCCGGCAUGGACCGUCAAAACCGGCGCUCCAACCCUGGCCCUGGAGGAGGAGGAGGAGGAGGUGGUGGUGGUGGUGGUGGCAAAUCCAGCCGCGGAGGGAGUGGCAGUGGGCGCAGUGGCGGUGACAAGAGGAGUUGGCCCUCUCCCAAGAACCGCAGCCGGAACACAGAGGACCAUUCUCCAGGACUGAGCCUGCCUCCAGCCCCCACUACAAGCACGGUAUAUCGCUUGGACCGCGUCAUCCACAGCGACCCGGCAGGCAUCCAGCAGGCUCUGGCUGAACUGGGCAGCCGCCAUGCUAAGCCAGCGUCUCCCGGUCCAGCCCAGCCGCCUUUCCUGGGGGCAGGGGGCAGCAGUUCCUCUGCCCUCCCGUUGGGACGCUUUGAGAGUCGGAGCAGUAGCAACACAGAGUCUUGUUUCCUGGGCAAGAACCAGCUGCUUCACGCCAGCAGUGCCCCUGUGAAGGAACCGGGCGCCGGGAGUGGCUUUGCUGCAAAGCGCCGGGAGCGGCCCCAUAAGCAGGAUCUGUUGCAGCCGGAGUCUUUGGCCUUCCCAAGCAGCCCCGGUUUCACAGCCCCCAAAGAGGAGGCACUGGGGGAGGCUCGCAGCAGGAGCGUCCCUGUGUCUGAGGGGUUAGCCCCACAGAUUUGGAACCAGCUGAAUUCCAGUUCCUCCCGCAAGACCUACCGCCCUGCCUCUGUGGAGCCCUGGAUUGAUCCCCUGAACGCCUUUGAGGAAGUGGCCAGUACAGAGAUGAGCCUGUCUGACAGCGGUGUAGACCUCAGCAGUGACUCCCAAGUCUCCUCGGCCACCUGCAGCCAACGCAGCUCUCCAGAUGGGGGCUUGAAGGCCACGCCAGAGGCUGGCGCCAAACGAAGCAGGGCCAUCGACCCAAGUAACGAAGGCGCAGCAGCUGCCGGGCCAGAGGGAGGGGAGCCGAAGGAGCAGAGGCGGCGGCCCCCACCCACCAGAGACUCUGGUCUGCUCAAGGAGAAGGUGAGCAGCUCCCCUGAGCCACUGCCACCAUCUAGAGACCACCCUCCUCCUGGCGCAAUCGGCACCGAACGUUCCCAGCGAGCCGAGAAGGCGAAAGACGGCAUGGAGGGCCGGGGUGUCCGAACGCCUGAGCCGAGCCCCCAGCUCGAAGCCCCCGGGGCCUGCCCGCCUAUCCAGUUUGGAGCUAGCGAGAAGGAUGCUGCUGACCUUCGUUUCGUGGUGAAUGACAGGCCGAAAGGAGACAAGGAAGAGCUGCACCAGACACUGGCUGAGGGGCUGACGUCUGCCCCCCGAGAGUGGGAGCUGCUUCCCGCAGCCCCUCCCAGCCAUAGAGCUUCCUCUGAGGUGCCUCCUGGGCGUUCCUGUGAACCCCAGCCUUUCUCUGUCAGUCCGGCCGCCUCCUCCUGCCUGCACGGCCUCCCCGCAGAGGCGUCUGUCUUCUCAGGUGAGCGAGGCCAAGGCCAGCGGCUGUAUCCGGAGCUCUUCUAUGGGAACCAGGUCUCCAACAGCCAGCUAGAGCCACAGCUUCACAGCACAAGCGGGGGCAGCAGCUACCGUCCAGGCACCCCCUCUCUGCACACUUACAGGUCCCAACACCUGUACCUCCAGCCCGGCCCGGCCCCGGCCUCGCCGGCUCAGACGGCAGCCGGGGCAGUGCUGCCAAGCUCAGCUUUGCUCUCGGGGGUGGCCCUGAAGGGACAGUACGUGGAGAUCUCGGCCCUGCAGGCGGCGGAGCUCCCCAAACUGCCGGCGGCUGGCUUGCUCUACCAGGCGCCCCCUCCGUCGUUCAUCUACAGCUCCACCUUUUGCGGCAACCAGCUGGCCCCAGAACAAGCUCUGCUGCAGGUGCGCCAGGAACUCGCCUCCCCCUCCGACUUCUACCCUGCCACCCUGGGGCAAGGCAGCCAGAGCAGCUUCCUGACCGGCCCAGGCCCUGCCCAGCAGGUCCUCCUGCCCGUGGUGGAACCGCCCCAGCUACCCCCGGUGCCCCUGGUGCCCAUGGCCACUCAGGCCCUGCGGCCCCCUGGACAGCUGGCGGGGCGCCUCGUGUCUCCGGCGGUGCAAGCUUUUCCUCACGGCGGCGUGGGCCGUAGCGAGCUUCACACUCUGGAAAUGAAGCCGCUGCAAGAUUACAGAAAGCUCAACGGAAUGGGGUCUGCUGGGGCCCGGCCUCCUCCUGCUGGAAGGCCUUUCUCUGGAGGCUUCAAUGCCAGGCUGAAAUCCCCCGGGUCUGGCUACGGUGGCAUUUUCCGUGCCCAGCGCUUUGAGGUCUACCAGCAGCCAGAUGUCCUUCGCUGGAACCCCCGCUCUUGGGAGCGAGCGGCCCAACCCCGCGAUGGAACGCCGGCCCGCCGUCUUGAGUCGGAGGCCCGCUCCCACAGCGACAAGCAAGACCCCAGUCUCUCCAACCACCACUAGCACAUCCCUCCCUCUUUUGAUUCUGUAAACCCCCCCCCAAAAAAAGGAAUGGGUGGGAGGGCCCUUUUUCAGGGCCUCAGUCCUUCUCCUUCUCCCCCCCCCCUUUGGUGUAUCCUGGACAUGGGGUGUCUCUGUUACUCCUUUUCUGUUUGUGAGGAGGGUGACACUGGAAUUUGCCCCCUCGGUUAGGGGUGUUAGGUAGACACUUAGUGCGGUGCUCAGUGUAAUUGGGGGGAGGGGGCAAAGAUCAGGAUUUGGGGAGGCUCCCAGCUGAAUGUAUUUUUGCUUAUUUCCUUUUUCACCUGAGUUUGGUUUUUUCUUUUUCUUUUUUUUUCCUGGCAAGGGCACGGUUGCCCUUUUGAUCCGAGGGGGGAGCAGCUGUGAGAUGUGGUGUGUAAAUAUAUAUAUAAAUAUGAACAUGUGGUGGUCUUGCCUCUUCCCUCUUCCGUUUAUGGGAGCGGGACGAGGGGAGACUCGGGAGCCUGCCCUCCUCUCCUAUCAAUUUGCUCCCCUGAGUUUGAAAUAGGAAGCGUUGAGUUUUUAAAAGGUGGUCGAGCUGGUUUGUUUAAUAAAUAAAACCAAAAAAAAAGUUGUUUAAAAAAACCAAUAAAAUAAAAAGUCAAACUGU
Messenger RNA from Pogona vitticeps (central bearded dragon), 7757 nucleotides. The record is from RefSeq and is a predicted model, not a curated record. Lineage: Eukaryota; Metazoa; Chordata; Lepidosauria; Squamata; Agamidae.